Messenger RNA from Striga hermonthica, 1770 nucleotides. The record is from the annotation of a GenBank genome assembly. NCBI's taxonomy places the organism in Eukaryota, Viridiplantae, Streptophyta, Magnoliopsida, Lamiales, Orobanchaceae.
AUGGACUUGGGGAGAAAGCCGAUUGCUCGGUUCCCGUCGGGUGAUUGGGUCGUGUCCCAGCUGCCGGUGAAGCUCGAGGACCUACGCCACGCCAUCUCUAAGGUAGGUGAGUUUUCGGAUGACAACCGUUCGGGGAUCGAUCACUCUCUGCACCGUAUAAGUGCCAUUAGGAAUCGUAAAAUGCAGAUUAUAGGACUUACUUGCCGAGUGGGUCGAGCUGUGUCGGGGAGUGCUGAGAUCAUACGGGACUUAGUCGAAGGUGGAGGCUCCAUUUUGGUCAUUGGGCCACCUGGUGUGGGCAAGACCACUCUAAUCAGGGAAAUUGCUAGAAUAUUGGCUGACGACCAGCAAAAACGUGUAGUUAUUGUUGACACGUCAAAUGAAAUCGGUGGUGAUGGGGAUGUGCCUCAUUCUGGUAUAGGUCGUGCAAGAAGGAUGCAAGUCCCGAACGUUCACUUGCAGCAUAACGUAAUGAUUGAAGCAGUUGAAAACCACAUGCCUGAGACCAUUAUAAUUGAUGAAAUCGGGACCGAGCUUGAGGCACUUGCUGCAUGUACAAUUUCCCAAAGAGGUGUUCAGCUUGUUGCAACCGCUCAUGGAAUAACUAUAGAGAGCAUCAUUAAAAAUCCAUCUUUGCAGACCCUUGUUGGUGGAAUAGAGAGUGUUACUCUGGGUGAUGAGGAAGCACGAAAGAGGAAAGUACAGAAAACUAUUCUCGAGAGGAAAGGGCCCCCGUCAUUCACAUGUGCGGUCGAGAUUAUAUCGAAAACCGAGUGCCGAGUUCAUCAUAGACUUGAUGCAACUGUAGAUGCUAUAUUGGCAGGGAAAUCUCCAUUGUUUGAGGUUCGACGCAUAGAAGCUGGAGCUAAUAAUUCCGUGGAAUCAAAUCGGCCACUUGAGGACUCUCAAUUAUUUAAAGUUUGCAAGGUGGAUUCUGAAGAUGAAAAAUCACUAGGGUCAGCUCAAUUUCCUAAAGAACACCUUGUUGGAUUUUCGGAAGUGGCAAACGAUAAUCUAAAACAGACUAAAGGAGAGUUUCACAGGGAAGAAGACGAUUACUAUCAUAGGUCUAAGAAAUUGGGCACUAAUGUAUAUGUGAGCCGAAAGAGCUACCCGUCUUAUGUUUACACUUACAAGAUCCAAGAAGUUGAUUUGCUGCAAGUAGCGGCUGUAAUGGGGCUCGAGGAUAAAAUAGAUGUGACGGACAAUAUCGGUUUAGCAGAUGCCGUUUUAGCAUCGAGUGAUGAAAUGAAACAGAAUCCUUGGAUUCGUGGGGUGGCGAAAUUCUAUCACUUGCCCGUAUUUGUUAUCAAGUCCACUACAAUGGCCCAAAUGGUGAAAGCAAUCCGGAUGAUUCUUGAGAUCGAUUCAUUUAGCUCUAGACGAAAACAGUCGGGCAAAACUUCUCCCGACAUUGAAAUUCAUGACGAUGCACCAAAGAGAAAACCAUCACUUGAAGAAAUUGAUGCCUUGGAGGAAGUUCGACUCGCGAUUGAAUAUAUUGUGAUACCUGGAGGCGAACCUGUUGAGCUUCUUCCAAGGCGAUCUGAAAUUGUUGCUCGACAACUUGAACUCGUCAAGAGUUAUCAGUUAGCUUUCGAGAAUUCUGGUACUGAAUCAAAUCCCAGGUUGCAAAUCCUUCCUCAGAAAUUAAAUGAGAAAACAGCAAUAAAAUCUAACUCAAUUUUUGCCAAGAACUUAAGCCCCAAGUCAGAUUCGGGUGAAGGCCCUGGUAAUAGUGAUGUUCGGCUGCCAUUUCUGCCUGAAUAA